This is a messenger RNA of Trichomonas vaginalis G3, 498 nucleotides long. RefSeq lists its product as uncharacterized. The transcript has a single exon. Lineage: Eukaryota; Parabasalia; Trichomonadida; Trichomonadidae. The record is from RefSeq and is a predicted model, not a curated record. The coding region runs from base 1 to 498 and encodes 165 amino acids.
AUGAUUCUUCUCAGCUUUUUAGCUGAUUUCGCCAGGUGUGCAGCACAACAAACAAAGAAAAGCACAUUAAUUCUUGGUAAGUAUGCACCAGUUACUGUUGUUGGUGUUACUUUAUUAGUUGUUUUUGCAGUUUUUGUUGCAGUCUCAUUCAUCCUUCUUGGUUCCAAGCUUAAAAAGGUUUUAACAUCUUGCUCAGGCUCCUGCUCAUGCUCUUCAUGCUCAUGCUCAUCAUGCUCUUGCUGCUCAUCUUGCUGCUCAUGCUGCUCUUCCUCCUCUUCUUCAUCAUCCAAGAAGAAGCACAAACAUGGCGGAGCCUACCCUGCUGGACAACCAUAUCCAGCUGGCCAGCCAUACCCAGCUCAGCCUUAUCCAGCUCAACCAUAUCCAGCCCAACCAUACCCAGCUCAGCCAUACCCAGGUCAGCCAGUUGAUCCAAACUAUCAGCAACCAUACCCACAGGGACAAUAUCCACCUGGCACAUAUCCAACUACAUACUAA